UCCCUCUUCAGUUCCGUUAGAAAUUCAGAAUGCAAAAGUUGAAAUAAUUGAUGAGAAGAUUUUCGGAAGGUCUUCUUGUAUUCGAUUGUUAUCGCUAUUCAGGAAAAUGAUGUUUUUACGAAGCAAUUUCCUAACGUUGAUACUCAUCAUUGUGUUCAGUUCAUGCUUAGGAGAUAAUCCCCCCUGUCCACUCGAUUACUAUGCCGAGAAGGAUUAUAAGGAAACCCAAAUAGAAAGAGAAAAAAAUACAGACGAAGGCGAACCACAGACCGGCCUUACAAUAAACGAUAUCAUGCCUGAGGAUCCAAAUAACUAUGACAAAAUGAGACCUCCCAAAAAGAAUGGUAACCCAACUACAGUAUACUUUCAUGUUACCGUUAUGGGUUUGGACAGCAUUGAUGAAGGUUCAAUGACCUACGCCGCCGAUAUCUUUUUUGCUCAAACUUGGAAGGAUUACAGACUACGACUUCCUGAAAACAUGACCACCGAAUAUAGAUUGCUCGAGGUAGAUUGGCUGAAGAAUAUGUGGAGGCCUGAUUCUUACUUCAAAAAUGCUAAAUCAGUUACUUUUCAAACUAUGACAAUACCAAAUCACUAUAUGUGGCUUUAUAGGGAUAAGACGAUUCUUUACAUGGUUAAGUUGACUCUGAGAUUGUCAUGUGCCAUGAAUUUCAUGAUAUACCCACAUGACACCCAAGAAUGUAAACUACAAAUGGAAAGUCUUUCUCAUACAACAGCAGAUUUGAUUUUCCAAUGGGAUCCUGAUGUUCCACUUGUCGUUGAUAAGAAUAUAGAAUUACCACAGUUAGCACUUGUUGAAAACCAUACAGCAGAUUGCACACAAGUGUACUCAACAGGUAAUUUCACGUGCUUGGAGGUAGUUUUCCAAUUGAAAAGACGUCUGGGGUAUUAUUUGUUCCAUACAUAUAUUCCAACAUGUUUGAUUGUUAUCAUGUCGUGGGUAUCUUUUUGGAUAAAACCAGAAGCUGCACCAGCUAGAGUUACACUAGGAGUUACAUCUCUACUUACUCUUUCAACACAACAUGCAAAGAGUCAAGCUGCUCUACCUCCAGUAUCAUAUUUAAAAGCAGUGGAUGCUUUCAUGUCAGUGUGUACAAUAUUUGUUUUCAUGGCACUGAUGGAAUACUGCUUGGUUAAUAUAGUCCUAGGUGACUCAGAUCUUCCCAAACCGCCUCAACCUAAUUCGAAAAUAGAAUCAUUGAUCGAAGGACCAACUACAAAGGAGAAUUCCUUUCUUCUCAGUGGAAAACCCAAAGUUGCACCCACUGUUUCUCCUGCUCAAAGAGCCAGAAAUCAAGCCAUAAACAUUGAUCGAUUUUCUAGGGUAUUUUUUCCAGCGUUAUUCGCUGUACUCAAUGGGACGUACUGGAUUAUGUUCGCUGAGUAUAUAUGAAUUGAUUGCGCCAUGACAUUUUUAUUGUUGAAGUUGAAUAUAUACAUAUGGUAUCCAUUUGAAUUACGACCUAGAAUAAUCGUGUUCAAUCAGUCUAAAGAUAAAUUAGGUAAUUCGAUAUAGAUUCAAUAAACAUGAUUCUCAGUCAAAUUUAAUAUAAACACGUAUUUCAUUAUCACAAUUGAAACAUAUAAAAAAUUACGGACAUUUGGGCCAAUGAUAGCUUGUUCCAGGACGCAAAAAUAUCAUUCUAAAUAUUAUAUUUACUAAUGCAUCAAGUGAAAAUCUAUAUACCUAAUGUUUAACGAGCUAUUUUAGUUUAUAGUCAAUCGAGUAUUGUUAAAGUUUUUUAGAAUAAUUUUUCUGAAAGUAUAAAUUUUGCAAUUUAGUAGCUAUAUCACACAAAAGUUGAAAAUAUCUAUCAAUUUAGUAGAAAUCAUGUUAAUUCAAUCUAUAUUUGUUCAAUUAAACGUUUUCAGGAUAUCAGCCAUAUCCAUUUGAAAGUACUUGGGGCUGUUACAUUGACUAAUUAAUUCUAAACGACCGUAUUUUGAAAAUAACAUGAAAUUAUUCUGACUAUUCAUGAUUUCAUUGUACGAAAAAUGUGUAAAAACAUCUAUGAUUAGUUUCGUCUAAGAUAUUGGGAAAUAUUAGUAUUGACAACUACUCACUCUCGAAAAAAUAUAACAAAAGUGGUGACUAAGCCAUAACCAGCCUUCUUCAAUUUGAAGGAGAUUCACAUUCCUAUUUCAGUCGAUAUCUCCAUAAUUUUUUUGGGUUCUCAUCAAAUUUCGCUACAAUUCUAUUAUACAGCGCCACCUACACCGAAUGAAAGGGAAAUAUCGGUAAUCCUGCAACUUCGCGUCGCGUGAAAUGUUUUGAACAAAAUCUAAUAAGUGGAUACACAAUAUUUUCAGCCAUCCCAGUUUUGCCCCUAAAUAAUAAUAAAUAUUAAUAUGUAUCUAAAUGAGAUGUCAAAGUCAUUUGAUAGAUGUUUACCUAUUGACAAAAUUAUUAGAAGCCUUAUUAUAAAUCUUCAUCUAAAUUAUUGAUAGGAAAAAAUACAUAUCUCACUUAAUAUUCAAGUUACUGUUUUUAAAAAGUUCUGUUCUAAAUGAAAAUAUGUAGUUUCAAUUUAUUUUAAUUUAUAGCUGCUUAAUUCUUCGUCCAUUGAUAAAAUGCAUACAUAACAGAAGUUUGGUUGGAACAUGAAGAAAGAGGAAUUUCUUUUACCAACUUUUUCUCAUGCUUACCGCAACGUCCAAUCAAAAGAUCAAAUGAAAACAAUAAUAUUUAUGUUGUCCAUUCCACAUUGAAA
Messenger RNA from Harmonia axyridis, 2732 nucleotides. RefSeq names its product glycine receptor subunit alpha-2-like (gene ort). The transcript has 9 exons. Gene Ontology annotation, biological process: chemical synaptic transmission; nervous system process; chloride transmembrane transport. Bases 107 to 1414 code for a protein of 435 amino acids. Gene Ontology annotation, molecular function: transmembrane signaling receptor activity; neurotransmitter receptor activity; chloride channel activity. The record is from RefSeq and is a predicted model, not a curated record. Gene Ontology annotation, cellular component: synapse; membrane; neuron projection. Lineage: Eukaryota; Metazoa; Arthropoda; Insecta; Coleoptera; Coccinellidae.